Molecule: messenger RNA, 3360 nt
Organism: Gastrolobium bilobum
Lineage: Eukaryota; Viridiplantae; Streptophyta; Magnoliopsida; Fabales; Fabaceae
Exons: 4
Coding region: 1-3360 (1119 amino acids)
Source: RefSeq, a predicted model, not a curated record
AUGGACAAAUCAUGGAUUGAUAUGCCGCGAAAUUCAGUUGAAUAUCUACACGGGUUAGAUAAGUUCCUAGAUUUUGCAUUUGAGAAACGGUCUAUCAAUGGCGCAAUCAAGUGUCCAUGCCCUAAAUGCGGUUUUAAUAAAUGGGAAACAAAAGGUACUGUGCGUGAUCACUUGAUUUGCAAGCAAUUUCCAAAAAAUUACAAAGUUUGGAUAUGGCAUGGUGAAACAUAUGAAACAGUGAUGUUAAGUGACACUCAAGUAAUAGAAGAGCCAUUACAAAAUGAAAACCCAGUACUAGACAUGAUAAAUGAAGCAUUUGGGGUCAACAAACAACAUGCAUCACAACCCACCACUUCACCUGAAUCGAUGGUGUCCGCACAUAACAUGCCUGAUGAAGAACGCAAAGAUGUUACUGACUUGAUUAGAGAUGGUAGCCAAGAAUUGUAUGAAGGGUGUCAGAAGUAUUCAAAAUUAUCUUUUUUGUUAAGAUUGUACCACAUAAAGUGCCUAUGUGGUGUAACUGACAAGGCAAUGACAUUAAUAUUGGAAUUGCUAAAAGAUGCAUUUGAAUAUGCAAAAAUUCCUGAUUCAUUCUAUGAGGCAAAAAAGAUCAUCUACAAACUUGGUCUUAAUUAUAACAAGAUAGAUGCUUGUCCAAAAAAUUGCAUGUUGUUUUGGGGUGAAGAUGAAAAAUCGGAGAUAUGCAAACAUUGUAAAACUUCUAGAUGGAAGUCAAAGGGUAAGGAAAAAGGAGAUAAACCGACUAUUGGUAGAAAAAAGCUGCCGGCAAAGGUUUUGCGUUACUUUCCAUUGAAACCAAGGUUGCAAAGGUUAUUUAUGUGUUCUAAAACAGCAAAGUCCAUGAGAUGGCAUGCUUUGGCGAAUAACCCAGAUGGAUUAUUGAGGCAUCCAAGAGAUGCAGAAGCCUGGAAGAGUUUUGACCAACUUCACCCUGAAUUUGCUUCGGAAUCGCGAAAUGUCCGCCUUGGUCUAGCCACUGAUGGUUUUAAUCCUUAUGGAAUCAAGAGUAACAACUAUAGCAUAUGGCCAGUGAUCUUAAUUCCAUAUAAUCGUCCUCCUUGGGAGUGCAUGAAGCAAACUUCCUUAAUUCUUUCUAUGAUCAUUCCGGGUAAACGAAUGCCGGGGAAUAAUAUAGAUGUGUACUUACAACCUCUAAUCAAGGAGUUGAAUGAGCUAUGGAAUGAAGGUGUGGAAACCUAUGAUUCUUCUAUGAAUGAAGUGUUUAGAAUGAAAGCAGCUCUUAUAUGGACAAUUAGUGACUUUCCUGGGCUUGGUAUUUUAUCAGGGUGGAACACUUACACUAAAUUUGCUUGCCCAACUUGUAAUAUUGAUGCAACCUCAUGUCGAUUAAAAUAUAGCAAAAAAUGGUGUUUUAUGGGUCAUCGACGAUUUUUAGAGAGGGGUCAUAAAUUUAGAUUGAUGAAGAAGCACUUUGAUGGUACAAUUGAAGAAAGGGAUCCGCCUAUAAUGUUGUCUGGAUCAGAGAUUCUGAAGCAACUUGAUGAUAUCAAUGUAACCUUUGGAAGCAACCUUGAGUCAAAUAGUAGAAGGAAACGAGGUCGUUCAGAAGAUAGACCAAAACAAUGGAGAAAGAAGAGCAUAUUCUUUGAUCUUCCUUAUUGGAAGGGUAAUCUUUUACGCCAUAAUCUAGAUGUAAUGCAUAUUGAGAAGAAUGUGUGUGAUAAUGUGUUAUAUACCUUAAUCAAAGAUGACAAAUCAAAGGAUCAUCAUGAAGCUCGCCAAGAUCUAAAACAUAUGGGAAUAAAACAAGAUCUUUGGCCACUUGAAGAUGGAAAAUUUCUUCCUUUAUUAUUUACAAUGACAAGAGAGCAAAGAAAGAUAUUUCUCACAACGUUGAAGAAUGUAAAGAUGCCAGAUGGUUACUCAAGUAAUAUAUCUCGUUGCAUUGAUGACAAAAAUGGUAAGAUAUUUGGUUUGAAGAGUCAUGAUUGUCAUAUUAUCAUACAACAUUUGCUUCCAAUAGCUAUACGCUAUGUUUUGCCUGAUGCGGUGACUGCGGUGUUGGUAGAGUUAUCUGCAUUUUUCAAAGAAUUAUGUUUUAAAAGAUUGAAUGUCUCGGACCUUGAUAAGUUGCAACAUCGAAUUGUGCUCACUCUUUGCCAUUUGGAAAUCCUCUUACCCCCAUCGUUCUUCACGGUGAUGGUCCAUUUAACUUGUCAUCUUGUUCAAGAAGUAAAAUUAGGAGGCCCAGUAUAUUACCGCUGGAUGUAUCCAAUUGAGAGGGUAUUAGGGCAUUUUAAGUCCUUUGUACGGAAUAGGGCACAACCAGAAGGUUCUAUAAGUGAAGCUUAUUUAGCCGAAGAGACGCUGAAUAUGUAUUCACAAUAUGAAGAAGUUGAGUCAAGGAUAAAUAGAGGUCGACGUGUUGAUGAUCGUCCAAAUGAUAAUGAAAUAUCUCGAAUGUCCUCUAUCUAUCCUCAAUUGGGUAGACCGGUGGGAAGUUCAUCAGCUUUCACUCUUACUCCAUUAGAGAAAAUACAAGCACAUCGAUAUUUGUUGCUGAAUUGUUCAGAAAUCCUUCCAACCUUCAUUAAGAGGAGGGCAAAAAGGCGAAGACCUUCGACUACAGAGAUUGAAAGGAUAGUUACUAAAGAAUUUGCAAAUUGGUUUCCUCAACGGGUUAUGAAUCCCGACAUUAUAAAUUCAGUGUCAGAUCAAUUAAAGUUUUUGGCAAGGGGUCCAUUGCUGCAAGCACGAAGAUAUACUGCUUAUAACAUCAACGGGUUCAAGUUUAGGACUUUAGAUAGGGAUAAGGGUUUGAAAACUCAAAAUAGUGGAGUUUUUCUAACUUCAAACACAUCAUGUGUUGCAAGUAAUGCUGAUGCAAAUUUGAGGAGGGCAGAUUUGCCAUACUAUGGAAAGUUGGAAGAUAUAAUUGAGCUCAACUAUUACGGAUUUUUCAAAGUUACCCUAUUUAAGUGUAAAUGGGCAGAUACCACACGAGAUAGAGGAAUUAGAAAGGAUGCUUGGCAAUUUACUUCAGUGAACUUUUCCCAAUGCAUUCACACUGGUGAACGUGAAGAGCAUGACCCCUAUAUUGAAGCUUCACAAGCACAAUUAGUGUAUUACGUGGAUGAUGAGGUAAAUAAAGGUUGGAGUGUUGUUGUGCACAUGAUGCCAAGGGAUUUAUAUGAUAUGGGAGAAGUUACAGAAGAUGUCAUAUGUGAGACUGAGCCAUACCAAGAGCAAGACUUAAGCAAUUUAUUUUCAAAUGAAGCUGGCAGCAUAACAUUGGCUAGGGAGGAUGUAGAUAAUGAAUUCAUAACUAUAUGUAAUACUGAAAGUCAACUUCAUGGAGAAGAAAAUAUGUCUCAGUAA